GCCAAAAAUCAUCAUCAUCGCGCACCUGCAAAGUGACGUAAAAACAAAAAUUUACUGCAGCGUGUUAACAUCUGUUUGCUACACAUUUGCAUGUGCAAAAAUAUGUCGUGGAGGCUGUCUAAUUCAGACAACUGUUGUGACUGAGGAAACGAGGAUGGCUGGCGGUGAUGAUGACGAAAAUGCGAACACUUGCGUGGUGUGCUUCAAAGAGUCGGAGAUCUUUUCUGUGGGCGAAUGUGAUCACCCUGUAUGCUUCGAGUGCUCCACUCGAAUGCGUGUGCUCUGCCAGCAGACUGAGUGCCCUAUCUGCAGACAGGACAUGCCCAGGGUGGUGUUUGCGGAGGAAGUGAAGCCAUAUAAAAAGCAGCAGCAGAGGUUUUUUGAAAAAAAGUACAAAAUCGGGUUCUCGAGUUCCACGGCAGAAGAAGCGUACCGCCAACUGCUGCGGCACUCGUGCAAGAUGUGCGCCAACCAACCUGAGUUCCGAACCUUCAAUUUACUUAAGGACCACAUGCGCAAGGAACAUGAGCUCUUCUACUGUGAUCUUUGUGUAGCCAAUCUUAAGAUUUUUUCGUGUGAGCGUCGCUGCUACAAACGCCCGGAGCUGGCUCAACAUCGUAGAAGGGGUGACCCUGAUGACCGCUCGCACCGUGGCCACCCUCUCUGUGAAUUCUGUGAUGAAAGGUUCAUGGACAACGAUGAGCUGUACCGCCACAUGAGGCGCACUCACCAUUAUUGUCACUUCUGUGAUGCUGAUGGAUUCAAUCGAUACUUUCCUACAUACGAAUUUUUGAGGGAUCACUUUCGCUCAGACCACUAUUUAUGUGAAGAGGGCGAGUGCAAGGAGGAAAAAUUCACCUCCGUGUUCAGGUCGGACAUUGACCUCAAGGCGCACAGAGCCUCUAUCCACGGCAGGGCUUUAGGCAAGGCAGCUACCAAACAGGCUCGAACUCUGGAACUAGAGUUUACCCUGGCGCCCAGGCCAAGAGGCUCUGCAAGUCAUGCUCACAGAAGACAACAAAACAAUGAGGAUAGUGAGGGUGCAGUAGGUUUUCAAGAGCCUGUUGUGGUGCAGCAACCAGUCCGUCCCAAUUUGCACGAAGACAAUUUUCCUUCUCUGGGUGGCUCUAUUUCAUCUACGCCACCUUCUUCAGCCACCAAUGUGAUUAGAUUCAAGGGUGGUGGCACACGAUUAAACAUGACAGAGGAAAACUUUCCAUCUCUCUCUGCCGAAUCAUCAAACGUGAACAUUAGUCUCCAGCGCGGCCCUGUCAAUAACAGAGCUAAUAACCUUUCAAACAACUUUUCAAUCAAAGUUCAGCAUAAAAGGAGACCAGAGACCUCGGCGCCUCCAAGUUCUUCGGGCGCGCCUCUUCAAAGAGGUCUUGCUGACUUCCCUUCCCUCGCAGCUCCUGCCAAGCAAAUGCCAGUAGCUAGCAGUUGGAAAGGCAAAGUUGUUCCUAAGGGAAAUGUAGUCGGCAAAGUUGUACCGCAGAACCAAAGUCAAUCUACUCAGCAACAUAGCCAAAGCAACUUGCUUGGUUCAAAUGUUGAUGGCAAAAGCAAAGUCACAGUGAAGCCUCCGUCCUUUGUCGCUCCAGCAGACGUUAGUAAAGCGGAGGAGAGCAAAUCAAGUAAAUCAAAAAAGAAGAAAAAUAAGGGACGACAGAAUUCCACAAGUCCUCUGCCACAAGUAUCAUCAAACUCUUCAGUAAAUUCGGCUACAUCAAGUGGGACAAAGAGUAAAAAAACAGAGGACCGUAAAUGCUCGGAGCUGCAAAUUGGAGCCCUGCAAGAAGAUUUGGCAUCACCAGCCCCAUCAGUUGCUCCUCCACCAGGGUUUGCAUGUGUGCAGACCCCUGUCAGUCCACCACCUGGCUUCUCAGUCACCCUUAAUUCUGUUGCCCGUCCCGCCAAUGGCCUCACUUUUACUAAUAGUUGCGGAGAGAGUUUUCCAAUAAGACAGACUGCUGGUGUUUUUAUACAACCGACCAAUUCAAAGGAGAGGAACUCUCAGUUGGUGCAGCGGAUACAAGCUCUGCAGACAGAGCCAGAGGGUUUCAAUAAGUUUUGCCAGAUGUCCUCUAAAUUCCGUCGAGGUCAGAUAGAGGCGCUCGAGUAUUACAACCACUGUAGAGAGUCUGUCGGCGACAAAGAGUUUGUCAGAAUUUUCCCAGAAUUAUUGGCUCUCUUGCCUGACAUCAGAAAACAACAGGAGCUUUGGCUGGCACAUGGUCAAAAAGGUGAUUUCAUUGAGUGUGUGACUUGCGGCCAGGUAUUGAGUUCCAAGGACAAGAAAGCACACAUAGACAGCCACGUGCUCAACAAUAAUUUCCCAUCGCUGUCUCUAAAUGACGGCGCACCCAAGACGCCAACAUGGACACUUUCAAAAAAAUGACCAAUAAUUAGUAAAGAAGACAAAUUAAUCCAUGUUUAUACAACUUUGAUACGAGUGCUUAUAGCAAUAAGAACAAAAAUAUAUUGCGCUCAUUCUGUUACACUUCUGCCUCGUUAAGUGAAAUAAAUUAUUUCAAUAAAAUGUAA
Molecule: messenger RNA, 2544 nt
Organism: Neocloeon triangulifer
Lineage: Eukaryota; Metazoa; Arthropoda; Insecta; Ephemeroptera; Baetidae
Product: E3 ubiquitin-protein ligase ZNF598
Exons: 11
Coding region: 155-2398 (747 amino acids)
Biological process (GO): protein ubiquitination; rescue of stalled cytosolic ribosome
Molecular function (GO): ribosome binding; ubiquitin protein ligase activity
Source: RefSeq, a predicted model, not a curated record